Messenger RNA from Carassius carassius (crucian carp), 2335 nucleotides. It is a transcript of the gene ppm1e, whose product is annotated as protein phosphatase, Mg2+/Mn2+ dependent, 1E. NCBI's taxonomy places the organism in Eukaryota, Metazoa, Chordata, Actinopteri, Cypriniformes, Cyprinidae. Gene Ontology annotation, molecular function: protein serine/threonine phosphatase activity; cation binding. The transcript is spliced from 7 exons. The record is from RefSeq and is a predicted model, not a curated record. Gene Ontology annotation, biological process: protein dephosphorylation; negative regulation of protein kinase activity. The coding region runs from base 103 to 1965 and encodes 620 amino acids.
AACUCGCGCGACUACGGAGUCGCUGCCUCCAGCCUGAUUCAAAGUAGUGUAGACUUCUUGCCCGGCUCCAGCUGUCUCUAGUCUCUCCAGGAAUGAGAAGCGAUGGCCAGCUCUGCCAACGAGGAGAAAACAUUCAAGAGAUUCUUGGAGCUCUUCUUGCGGGAGAUGAGGCCACCUCUCCAGGAGGACGUACCUCUACCGAUGCGCCCCUUGACGGACCUGAUCUCGGAGGACGAGGUGGAGGGGGAAUGUCUCGACCUGUGUCUCCAGCACCUGUGUAAAUACAAUUGCCCUUUUUCCUUGGCUGCAGGCCUGGCCCGUGGUACAGCAGACAGUAUCCUGCAAAGCGAUCUCUCCAUGUACUAUCUCAACAAGAGUGUGGAGGAUGGCACAGACACGCUGCCUCCAGAGAUCGAUUCGGUGAAGCUGGCCCGGCUGGUCUUUAAUAAGCUGUGCGAGACAUGCUGUCAUUGGCUAAAGGAGUUCCCGUAUCGCCGCCGCCACUUGCCGUACUACGAGACCUCCAUUCACGCUAUUAAAAACAUGCGUAGAAAGAUGGAAGACAAACACGUCGUCAUUCCUGACUUCAACACACUUUUCAAUCUACAGGAUCAGGAAGAGCAAGCUUUUUACGCUGUGUUUGAUGGUCAUGGUGGGGUGGAUGCUGCCAUUUACGCCGCCAAUCACCUGCAUGUAAACCUGGUCAGACAAGAAAUGUUCAGUCAAGAUCUUGGAGAGGCUCUUUGUCACUGCUUCAAACUGACUGAUGAGCGGUUCAUACAGAAGGCAAAACGUGAGAAGGUGCGCUGUGGCACUACAGGGGUCGUGACCUUUCUGAGGGGUCGCACACUGCACGUGGCCUGGCUGGGCGACUCACAGGUCAUGAUGGUGAAGAGAGGUCAACCAGUGGAGCUGAUGAAACCACACAAACCAGAGAGAGAGGAUGAGAAAAAGAGGAUUGAAGCUCUGGGGGGGUGUGUAAUCUGGUUCGGCACAUGGAGGGUGAACGGCAGCCUGUCCGUUUCCAGAGCCAUCGGUGAUUCAGAACACAAGCCCUAUAUCUGUGGAGAUGCUGACUACAGCACCUUCAACCUGGACGGCAGUGAGGACUACUUGAUCCUGGCCUGCGACGGCUUCUACGACACAGUGAAUCCAGAGGAAGCUGUGCGAGUCGUCAGCGACCACUUGCAGGAGAACAACGGGGACACCGCCAUGGUGGCCCACAAGCUAGUUGCCUCGGCCCGAGAUGCGGGGUCCAGCGACAAUAUCACAGUCAUUGUGGUGUUCCUCAGGGACCCCCGUUUGCCCCCACCCUCAGAUGAACCAGAGGAGGAGCAUGAAGAGGAGCUGGUGGAGGAUGCGGGAGAGGAGAAAGAGGAAGUGGAGUCCUUGCAGAGUGAGCUGGUGUGUCAAGACGGAGGGGCAGAGAAUGGAGGAAAGAACCGGGGCGGCUGGCCACUCCAGCAGUGCUCGGCGCCAGCCGACCUGGCCUAUGAAGACCGCAUGGACUCGUUUACAGACAGAACAAGUCUAAGCAUCAUGGGGCCGGACCUGCGUGCAGAGACUGGCUGCUUCAGGCUCCCAGAUUCAUCCAGCCUCCCCCCGAUGAGAACCGUCAUGCCAGACCUCAUACCCCCCUACAGGGGGGGCGGCGCGGCCUGGCGCCCCUACUCAGAGGAUGGCCUCUCUGGGUACAGGCAAAAGCCCCAGCCUAAACCCAGAGUGCCCUCCUACACGCAGACCACCUCAGAUGGACAAUUGUUGGAGGUGGCUGCGCUCUUCCCUCAGGAGGGCCGGAGGAAGAGGCGGCUGGAGGUCAUGCCACUGAGGAGGGAAUCUCAGCGCCUGAUCCGGAGGGCUAGAGAAAGUCACGGUCCUCUGAGCUGCUUCCCUAGCGUGCCCUAUCCUCUCCGCUCUGCAGAGAGGAAGCCUGGGAUAGCCUUUCCCCAUGUAACCCACAGCUAAAGAGUCUAAUCGAUAACUUCCUUGCCCCAUCAUGCCGCCCUCCGUACCUGAAGCUAAAACGCGUUCAUUUCACACAACACACAACGUGGGCUUACACAAACAUACAUGCAUACUCUGUUCCAAAACCUAGUGAGCAGCCUUCAUAGGCAGCAUUUUGAGGGACCUUUUAGUCACCUUGUAUUGGACAAAUUUUAAGGCAUGUAUCCUUGGUGCAAAACACAAACCCAAAAGGAAGAGAGUGAAAAUCUUGAUCAAAAAAGUUUACUAUAAUUUAAACCUGUUUUACCAAAUAUUUGUGUGUAUUAUAUAUAGUUAUGGCUAUCAGCAUGGAAGCUUAUUUCUGCCGUGGAAUAAAAAUAUAAUAAUGUUA